Messenger RNA from Athalia rosae (coleseed sawfly), 2186 nucleotides. It is a transcript of the gene wmd, whose product is annotated as serine-threonine kinase receptor-associated protein. The record is from RefSeq and is a predicted model, not a curated record. Gene Ontology annotation, molecular function: protein binding; RNA binding. The coding region runs from base 155 to 1144 and encodes 329 amino acids. Lineage: Eukaryota; Metazoa; Arthropoda; Insecta; Hymenoptera; Athaliidae. Gene Ontology annotation, biological process: spliceosomal snRNP assembly. Gene Ontology annotation, cellular component: SMN complex. The transcript is spliced from 5 exons.
UUCCUGUAUGAACUUGCCUCAGUAUCGCGUCGAUUCUGAAUUGUGACGGUUGUGAAGUGCAGCAGUGUGCGAUAGGCCGCUGUCCGCCAGUAUUACCUAAAAAAUUCGUAAUUAUUUAUUUAUCAGUGCGUCUUUAGUGUUGAUACAAUAAAUAAUGGCGAAUUUAAGGCAAACACCCUUAACCUGCAGCGGGCACACGAGACCAGUUGUCCACUUAGCUUUCUCCGAUGUAACGGAGUCCGGCUACUAUCUAAUUUCGGCAUGUAAAGAUGGGAAACCCAUGUUAAGACAGGGUGACACGGGAGAUUGGAUCGGAACGUUUGAAGGGCAUAAAGGGGCAGUGUGGGGUGUGGCUCUAAACCCACAGGCCACGAGAGCUGCGACUGGGGCAGCUGAUUUCAAUGCCAAAGUAUGGGAUGCGGUAAAAGGAGAAGAAGUUCAUUCCUUCCAACACAACCAUAUCGUCAAGUCUGUGAACUUUAGUUCGGACUCGAAUUACUUGUGCACCGGUUCAAAUGAAAAACUUGUCCGCAUUUAUGAUCUGAACAAACCAGAAGCUACACCUCAGGUAUUCUCAGGACACACGAGUGGCAUAAGGCAUGUUACAUUUUUCAAAAAUGAUACGGCUCUGGUUACUUGUGCCGAUGACAAAACUCUCAGAGUCUGGGACAGAAAUAGCAGGCAAGAAAUGAAGAGACUUGAUUUUCCGGCAAUACCUAGUUCCAUGGAAGUUUCCAGGGAUGGAAAUGUAAUCACGACUACGCACUCUAAUGUCGUCACCUUUUGGGAUAGCAAAGAAUUAACUAAGAUUCGCGAAUUCAAUGUUCCCACGCAAGUGAACAGUGCGAGUUUACAUCCAGACUGCAGCAUUUUUGUGUGCGGAGGAGAAGAUCUCAAAAUGUACAAAUUUGACUAUAUUACUGGAGCAGAGAUUGAAUCGUUCAAGGGCCAUUUCGGUCCUGUUCAUUGCGUUCGAUUCUCUCCCGAUGGUGAACUGUACGCGAGCGGAUCUGAAGACGGUACACUUAGACUGUGGCAGACCACCAUAGGAAAGACGUACGGUCUAUGGCGCUGUAUAGAGCAGACUCCAAUAAUUCCAGAGAACGCCGCGCUCAACAACAAACAAGAGGUUUCGGCCAGCUAAAUAAAAAAUCUCAAGUCAGACAUCAAAUGAUAAUGUUAAACGUUUAGACUGUACGAAUCAUCCGGAGGUAUUUUUCUUUCAAGAUAGCCAUCCGUUGACUAUUUUUGUGAUAGCAGAGGUAUGCAAUUUUCUAAAUUAACGUGAAAUUUGCUUUUAUUUUUUCGGAGACCAUCUCGAAUUGUCAACAAGAUUCGAGUGUUUAUCUCUGUUGAAAACUUCAACUCUGUUCACUUCUUGGGAUGAACUAAGGAGGAAUCGAAGGUAAGAGAAGUGACCUUAAAUUCAAUGCAUCAAUUACUCUUUACGAGGCAAUUGCGAGCUACGAGUUCGUAUUUAUUUAUCAAUUUUUGGGACAUGCGAUAUCGACUAUCUUGUCGCGCAUACCUGACCCAUCUUGUAAAUCUUUCCAUAGUAAGACAAAAAGAUUUUUUAUACCAAGAUAACCCAGAGCUGUUGCGCUCUUUGGUGUUCGAUUAUUAAAAAUCUUCUGUAUAUAAAUAUGUAAUACACGCCUGAACAAGGUCUCGAAAAUAUAGUUGUACAAUUCAAUUCUUCUCACAUACAUAUAUUUCUUACGAACAAAUCUUUUCAACCGGAUCUUGGAUUCUAUGAAUUAUACCAAGUUACGGAACAAUUUCAACGAUAUGUUAAUUGAUAAAUGGGUAAUCAGUUACAUGAUCAAUGCAAUUAAUAAGCUGUACUUCAAAUUGCAAUUUGCUAUACUAUUGGAGCAUGUGAAUAAAUGGAGGAAAUAAAAACAAAGACAAGUAUUUAUUAUAGAAAAAAAGGGGUUUAUUAUUAUUAUUAUCAUCAUUACAUUCACUAUUGUUGUUAUUAUCAUUAUUAAUAUUAUUAUUAUUAUUAUUAUUAUACAAACGUUAUGUUUACGAUUAAAAUUGGUAGAGGCUAAUAAAAUAUAAAAGAGCGACAAAUAAUUAAGUACGACUUAAAAGUCUAUAGAGAAACAGCGUUCGUCAAUAUAAUGGAACAGCUGCAAUUGUAUAUCGUUACUUGAUUUAAUUAACAUGAAUUCAACACGGUA